AUGAUCCCCCGUCGAAUACGUGGACUUCAGUCGCCAGCAGAUCAUAAAGCACGUUCUUCACACACCGCAACUCUAUUAUCAUCCGGGAAAGUAUUAGUAACAGGUAGUUAUGUAGAUAUGAAUUAUUUGUCAAGUUGCGAAGUGUACGAUCCUCUAUCGAAUACGUGGACUCCAGUCACCAGCAUGUCAUCAGUACGUUCUUCACACACUGCAACUCUAUUAUCAUCCGGGAAAGUAUUAGUAACAGGUGGUACAGAUGGGAAUCGAGUUUCAUUGUCGAGUGACGAAGUGUGGAAUUUGUAG
Molecule: messenger RNA, 303 nt
Organism: Didymodactylos carnosus
Lineage: Eukaryota; Metazoa; Rotifera; Eurotatoria; Philodinida; Philodinidae
Source: the annotation of a GenBank genome assembly